Molecule: messenger RNA, 918 nt
Organism: Chaetomium globosum CBS 148.51
Lineage: Eukaryota; Fungi; Ascomycota; Sordariomycetes; Sordariales; Chaetomiaceae
Exons: 4
Coding region: 1-918 (305 amino acids)
Cellular component (GO): mitochondrion
Source: RefSeq, a predicted model, not a curated record
AUGAAUGCGACGCAAUCAGUCCCGCGCUUCCUGCUCCCACGACUGAGCUGGACCAGUCCUCUCUUGACAACCACGAGCAUACAGGGGACACCCGCAGUCGCCUUUCAGCACACAAGAAACACGGCCAAAGGGACAGGAUGGCAGGCCACACAGAGGAGGUCUCUUCAUUCAACCAACACAACGACUAUUUUGAGGAUAUGUGGAAACGCCCAACCGACUAGGAAUCCGUAUGGCAUCCUCCACAACCCCGUGCUUCGGCGGUCCUUCCACGCCUCUGCACCGCGCAGACGCGACCAUCACUUCGAUACCCUCCGCUUUGUACAGCGUCUACAGGAAGAAGGCUUCACGGAAGAGCAAUCAGUCGCCAUGAUGAAGGUGCUAAACGACGUUAUCGAGGAGAGCAUCCAAAACCUCACGCGCACCAUGGUACCCCGCGAAGAAGCCGCCAAGACGACGUACACGCAAAAAGUGGACUUCGCCAAGCUGCGCAGCGAGCUGCUGUCGGCGGACAGCACCGAGUCGAACGCGACGCGGGCGGCGCACGAGAAGCUGACCAACGACAUCACCAAGCUCAACAGCCGGCUGCGCGACGAGAUCGGGCGCACCCAGGCCAGCGUGCGCCUCGACCUCAACCUCGAGAAGGGCCGCAUCCGCGAGGAGGCCGUCUCCCAGGAGCUCAAGAUCAAGGAGACGGAAACCAAAAUCGAGCAGGAGGCCGCCGCCCUGCGCCAGCAGCUCGAGCAGGUCAAGUUUCAGACCCUGCAGUGGCUGAUGGGGGUGUGUACUGGGUUUGCGGCACUGUUGUUGGGUCAUCCUCUGUUACGACUCGAGGAAAACAGAUUCAUGGCCGGCACGGUUUGGGAUUUGGAACACGGAGCGCUAUAUUCCAUAAGGCCGGCUCGACAAAGCCAGCAGUGA